Messenger RNA from Aspergillus costaricaensis CBS 115574, 822 nucleotides. RefSeq lists its product as uncharacterized. Bases 106 to 564 code for a protein of 152 amino acids. The transcript has a single exon. The record is from RefSeq and is a predicted model, not a curated record. Lineage: Eukaryota; Fungi; Ascomycota; Eurotiomycetes; Eurotiales; Aspergillaceae.
UGGCAGGACAAAUUUCUGGGUGGGUGGCAUAACAGGACCGGCGUUGAGCAGAUUGCGUGUUUAAUUACCUUCUAGCUAUACUACCAGACACCACUUAAUGCAUGUAUGCAUUCCUUAUUUUUUUAUAUUUCGCUUUCAUGUUUAUUCUUCCUCUCUUUGCCAAAGUACGUUCUUUUACGUCUGCGACCGGAAGAUGCGGACGAUGGUUCAGGAACCGCAGUGGCUAAAAGGCCAGACAAGCGUCUUGUCUGUCCUCCCCAGACUUCGAAAAAAGGCUCGAGUUCCAAGGAAGGUCGUAUCACCCGGAGACGACACGACCAUCGCCUUCCAGUUUCCAGGGAGGGAUCACCAUCCCAGCGGCGAGUCCUCGUCCACGACCGCUGCAGGUCAGAUAACCUCCUGUUCCUCGAUACUCGCCGGCCGCACAGAAGGCCGCGGCAUCCUCGGAUGCAACCCGACGACGGGUUUGCGGUUCUAGAUCCAGGAAUGUGGUACAUAAAAAAGCGAGGUAGAUGUGGGAAGAAAGAACUGGGAUGUGGCAGCUUCUCAAUGCUGAUGAGCUGAUUCAAUGGUCACCAAAUGGGUAGCUGAGAGGCUACUGGGAUACAUCGGACUGACUCCUACUACUAAUUGCUGAUAUUUGGUAUGUAUGUCUCAGGCCUUGAGAAAGAGGGGUAGCUGCAGGAUCAAAAUUGCCUUUCCUCUGUACUCGCUUACUGUGCAGCUGUAUGCAUUUGUUUCUGCUUGAAAGUCACAGCCUUGUCGGAGGGAUUUGUAUGGCCCUUGCGGCUAAUGACAAAUAGGAGAAAUACUUGUUCAUCG